UUUCCUCCAACGAAGCAGAGGAGUGACAGUUUGUAAAUAGACUUGAUCUCAACCUGACCUACAUUUCCACUUCCUCAUUUGUUUUUCCUCUGUUCUUCGUGUCUGAUCUGAUCACUGAAGCAUGGAAAUGAAGGUUCAGAUUUUCACACAUUAUGUUUUAUUGUGUGUCUCUGCAGUGUUUGUCUUCACUGAUCUUCUAUUACUCCGGCGGGAAGUGGUUUUUAUCCUCCGCGCUGCGGUUUAAGUCCCGUGUGGAAUGGGCCGGAGACAUGAACAAGAAUGACGCGUCGAUCCGUGUGAUCCGGAUGCAGGUGGAGGACAGCGGGACGUUCAGCUGCGACGUGAAGAAUCCUCCAGACGUCUCCAUACCGAUAUCCAUCACUAAAGUCAGGGUGGCGCCGUCUGAUCCCGAGACUGACACUGUUUGAAAGACGUUGGACUGACAGGAAUCUGUGCAGAUGUGCAUCCUCGUGUCCUUCAUCAGAUCACAUAUGAACACAGUCAUGAAUGUCUGCUGUGAUGUGGAGGAGAAUCUGUCUCUAUCAGAGCUGCAGAAACACCACACUUCCCUUUCUAAUGUUGCAUUCUUGUUGGUCUUUGUGACAUAAAACAGACUUGUGUUUUUCUGUUUUUCUGUUUCUAUUUUCUAAUAAAUGGCCAGUGCAUUGGAAUUGAAGGAAUCAAAUGCAAACUGUGUGUUUUGCUUCGAGAGAGCAGCCAUACAGAAGUGUUGUGUUUUACUCUCUUUUAUAUUCAUUCAUUUAUCAUUUAAUCAUUUUGUUAUUCAGCUGAAUCAGUUUAACCAUUUAUAUACUGUACUUAUUUCAUUGAUCUGUUAACUGAUUAGUCAUUUAUAUUGUAUUCCUGUUUUUUAUAUAGUUUUUCCAUUGUUGUUCAGUCUUCUGUCUGUCUGUUUGUCUUCAUGAAUGACAGAUAAGAGGGAGUGUUGUUGUGAACAGUAUGGUAUAACACGUGUUGGAUUUGUGCUGGUCAGACAAAGUCUCAAACUAAGAUUAUUCAAUAAACUCUUCUCCUGCUUCAGCUCUUCUCUGGAUUUUCUCAGUCAAACUCUU
This is a messenger RNA of Labeo rohita (rohu), 1073 nucleotides long. RefSeq names its product myelin protein zero-like 1 like (gene mpzl1l). The transcript has 2 exons. Gene Ontology annotation, cellular component: cell surface; focal adhesion; membrane. Lineage: Eukaryota; Metazoa; Chordata; Actinopteri; Cypriniformes; Cyprinidae. The record is from RefSeq and is a predicted model, not a curated record. Bases 153 to 428 code for a protein of 91 amino acids.